Molecule: messenger RNA, 2013 nt
Organism: Rhododendron vialii
Lineage: Eukaryota; Viridiplantae; Streptophyta; Magnoliopsida; Ericales; Ericaceae
Product: sodium/calcium exchanger NCL2-like
Exons: 7
Coding region: 198-1916 (572 amino acids)
Biological process (GO): intracellular calcium ion homeostasis; calcium ion transmembrane transport
Cellular component (GO): membrane
Molecular function (GO): calcium:proton antiporter activity; calcium ion binding
Source: RefSeq, a predicted model, not a curated record
CCAUAGCUCUCUCCAUUUUUCAAAUCCCUUCCCCGAACCAAACAAAAUCCAAGUUGGUCAACACAACACUCAAUGCAACAUGUGCAUAAUAAUAAUAAUCUAUAGUAUUACUUAUGAGACUAUUCUCUUCAUCUUAAUUUCUUUAUAAACUAGCUAGCUAACCCAUCUCCACAAACCAAUAAGCUCUCCGAUAGAACAUGACAAGACCCAGAUUUAUCACUCUUAUUCUUCUUCUCCUCCUCCUCUCAAUCACCCACUUGGGUUCUAGCAGAAUCAUUAGUUUGACAUCUGAUGGUGCUGCAGAAAGCAACUCUACAAGCAGAUCCAGUACUGCCAUUCUUAAACUGAAGCUCACCACAACAACAGUGACUUGUGAGCCCGUUUAUGGAUUCUUGCCUUGCACGACAGAGCUAUGGGGGCAACUCUUUCUGAUAGUGGUAUAUGAGUACUUGAUCUCACUUGGAAAUAACUAUGUUUCAGAGGGGUCUGAGCUGUUUUUCAAUAUGAUUGGACCUGGGAUUUUUGGUGCUAGCUUGUUCCACAUUCUUGGGACUAUCCCGAUGGUGGUUUUAAUGCUUGUGUCAGGACUUAAUGCAAGCACAACAAGUGUUGAAGAACAGGCAGAAAUGGGAAUGGGGUUCCUAGCCGGAUCAGCAGUCAUGCUUCUCACUCUAGUAUGGGGCUCUUGUAUUGCUUUCGGCAGCACUGAUUUCUCAAGGACUUUUUCAUCAGACAAUCAAAAUCAGAAGCCAUUCAGCUUUACAGGUUUUGGUGUUAGCACUGAUGCUGAAACUAGCUACACAGCAAGAAUCAUGAUUCUAUCCAUGGUCCCAUUUCUCAUCCUUCAACUCCCCAAAGUUCUCAAUUCAUCCGCGGGGACACGUGUGACGGUCCUAGUUUCUCUCCUUGUUACAAUUGUGCUCCUUUUUGCUUACUGCUUCUAUCAGGUUUUCCAGCCAUGGAUUCAGAACAGGAGAUUCGAAUACUUGUUGCACAAAUACAUCGAUGACAAGUUGCUUAGACUUUUCGUCACCAACGGCAACCCUAACAUAACAUUCAUGAAAGAGCUAUUUCAAGAAGUGGACAAGAAUAAGAAUGCAAACAUAUCGCCAGCAGAAUUGAGAGUGCUAUUUCUUGGGAUACAAUUAAAAGAAGAAGGAGAAGCAUCGGUAUCGAAUACGAAAGAUUUUGCGGACAAGGUCAUGGAAGCAUUUGAUACCUCUGGGGAUGCUCGUAUAGAUGAGGCAGAGUUCGUCAAUGGCAUGGUGAAAUAUAUUUCAGAUGCCGUGCAAUCUUCCAAAACUGACCAAGACCCUAAUGGUUUUAAAUUUUUUGGUCGCCAUGCUAAGAGUGGUAGUAAGGAAGAAGAGAAGAGCUUGGUGAGCCAAAAGAAGGACAGCAGCAACAGCCCGCAGAGUGGCAGUGGUAAAUCAUGGUUGAAUUACUUGAAAGCCUCAUUUUACUUGAUUCUUGGGACUGCAAUUACAGCCCUACUGGGAUUGCCCCUGAUGGAGGCGGUUGCGGAUUUCGCUACUGCUGCAAACAUCUCCUCGUUCGCUGUAUCGUACGUGGUGAUUCCCUUGGCCUUGAACUACAGACAGGUGCUGUCGACAAUCACUAGUGCAAGAAAGAAGACUCGGAAGGCCAUUUCUUUGACGUUGUCUGAGAUCUACGGUGCAGUGUUCAUGAACAACAUGAUGGGAUUGGCAAUGUUUUUAGCACUCGUGUACAUAAGGAACCUCUCAUGGGACGUCUCGGCCGAGGUUUUGGUGGUUCUGGUUAUUUGCACGGCCAUGGGCAUUUUUACCAGUGUGUGCACAAAAUUUCCAAUCUGGACAAGUUUUGUGGCAUUUCUUCUGUACCCGAUUUCUCUGUUGUUGCUUUAUGUUCUUACCACCGUGUUUGGAUGGUCUUAGGAUGACAAUGGAGAUUUUAAUUUUUACCAAACAGAGCAUAAGGAUUAUAUAUAUGAUACUUUCAAAAAAACAUUUCCAUCUAUCUAUAACUUUACUU